Molecule: messenger RNA, 2632 nt
Organism: Ruditapes philippinarum (Manila clam)
Lineage: Eukaryota; Metazoa; Mollusca; Bivalvia; Venerida; Veneridae
Product: GTPase IMAP family member 8-like
Exons: 8
Coding region: 1-1626 (541 amino acids)
Molecular function (GO): GTP binding
Source: RefSeq, a predicted model, not a curated record
AUGAAAGAAUUGAGAGAUAUGCUGAACAAGUUGAGCCAAAAAGAUUUCAAAUUUGAUAAAGGAUGUGCUACCACUUGUGAAUCAUCAAGUGAACAAAUACGUAUUCCACUCAAGUGUUCAUCUGUGGACGGAAUAAGUUCAGUACUAAAUGCGAUAAAACUGGAAAAGACGACAAAUAGUCUGAAUAGAAUUGCAGAACAGAUGUCAGCGGAGUUCAAUGAAACUGUAUCAAUAAGACUGAUUCCUGAAAAGAUGGAACUUCAUAAUGUGUUUAAAAAAACAGAAGGAUCAAGCUCUCCUGUUAAAAACGAAUAUAAGACAGAAAAAUGGGCUCCUGAUGAAAUAGAUGAAACGGACAAAGACGUUUUAAGGCGACAUGCAGUUGACAAACAGAACGCGGUAUCUGCAGCGCAAUCAUCGUCUGACGACAAAAUGGCGGAGUAUGCUAUAGAAAAUAAAGAGCCAGAACUGGAAACAGCAUGUGGUUUCUCAAGAAAUACACUUCAGACUCGUUUUAAGGAUGUGAUAGUUGGUGUGAAAAGAACAGAAAGCGAAUUAGGUUCAGAAGGAUCAAGCUUACCUGGUAGAAAAGAAUAUGAGACAGAAAAAUGGGUUUCUGGCGAAACAGAUAUACGUAUCUUGCUUGUUGGAAGGACAGGUCAUGGAAAAAGUUCAACGGGAAAUUCGAUUGUUGGAAAAGACAAGUUUGCCGUAGCAUUUUCAGCAAAAUCAGUUACAGAUACCACCAGGUGGUCAGGGGUAUGUACUCGAUUUGGAAAAACUAUCGAAGUGGUUGAUACUCCAGGCAUUUUUGACACUGAUAAAACGGUGCGUGAAAUACAUAAAGAACUUACCCUAUCACUUUUAUUGGCAACCCCAGGUUUCCAUGCAAUCGCGUUUGUUCUCGAGAUAGGUCGGUUUACAGACGAACUUGUAAAAACAAAGAAUUUGUUUUUCGAAUGGUUUGGCAGUGGUGUUGAUAAAUAUGCAUGCAUUAUUCUUACCAGAACAGAAAACGAAAAAAUGGUUGAUGAUUAUAUUGCCACUGAUACAACGGGAGAUUUGCAAGACUUGAUACGAAAAUGCGGUGGAAGGACAAGAAUAGCUCCUAUCGAAAAUAAAUCAAGUGACGUAAAACGAAAGGAAGCUCAAGUAAAACGGAUAAUAGAAAUGGUGGAAGAAAUAAAGAAGACUAACAACAAUACUCACUUUACAAAUGUAGCUUUCCAAUUAGCGACUGUUUAUGCUUACAAUAGGGGGUCAGAAUUAUUGUCACCGGAUACAAUUUACAUAUUAAGGAAUGCUGGUGUGCAGGUGUCUGACAACGAUUGUAAAAUGAUUGACGACUUUGCUUCUGGUUCGAGCACUAUUGACGAAGUAAAGAAAGUCUACCGAAGAAGAAAUAGAAAUAUUGAUGUUAAUUCUGAACGCGUCACUUAUUUGUCAGAUAAAGGUUUCAACAAUGAUAUUAGUAUAGACGUUCCUGACGAUCAAACAAGGGUAGAUUCCAGAACUGGUACUUCUGAUACAGACCCUUUAAAGGAGCUUAAAAACGACAUUAAAAGUGGUCGAAAAGAUGAAACUGGAACUUUAGCAAUAAAAAACUUUAAAUGCAUUAUAGUAUAAGCAUCUAUAUUUGAACUUUGGAACUUCUGCGCGAAUAAAUGAUAUAUUAUUAUAGCUGAUUUUCAUUUUCAUACUAUUGAACAUACAACCCAAUGAGAUGGCGAAAGAGUUUUGACGUUAUCAAAAGUCGAUCUUGGCAGGGUGGUUAAGGUCUUCAAAUUCUUUGACUCUCACUGCUGUUAAUUCGAAUUUCACCAGGACUUCAGAGUUUUCAUGUGUGGAAGCUUAAAACCAAGAACGAAAAUCAAGGACUCAGUCUAAAAAAAUAUGAAAAACUUUGAAAAACUCGAAGAAAGAAAGAGAGAGGGGGGGAGAGGUAAUAACAGUUAAACAAUAAUUCAGGAGACAACUCGGCUCAUUUAAAUACACAAUAGCUUUAAAGUACGUUUGAUAAAAUGAGUUUUUACUAAAUUUUUCCAGAUUUUUAUACCUUCUUUGUUACGUUCAUAUUUUGUUCUUCAUAUUUUUUAUGACGACUUGCGUUUUUUACUUUUUGAAGAAAUGAUUUAUAUAUCACGGGAUGGAAACUGUUACACGAUAACUUGUCACGUCUACUACCAGAAGAAUUUCGUCUCUCAUAUAAUAUUUCGAACCUCGUAUUCAUGUAAUUAGUAACAUGAUAUAUUUGUGUAUAAAAAGAUGCUUAUAAAUUGUAAAAUUUGAUACAUAUUCAAAGAUAUUCGUUCAGUCAUUGGCCCAAAAUGUUAGGAUGAAAACGAACAAACACUCUUAUAACGCAAUUAUUUAGCAUGCCAAGCAUUUAUAUUGAACAGGAAAUUUUUGUAUUGUUUAAUUAAUAUAUUUAUUUAUUAUUACUCUUUCUUUUAAAAAAAAGAUAUGUUGUUUAAAGAAUUGUUAUUUAAGAAAAUCUAUCUCAAAAUAUACCAUUCAUUCCAAAGAUUUCAAGAUUUUAUUCAAAAACCAAUGCAUAUGCAAUAUAAUAUGCAUAAGGUUACGAAAGGUUAACAACAUUUGAUACUGAACAGUUAUUCAAAAGGGAUUAACG